UUAAUCAAGCGCGUGUCUGACCAGGUAUAAAUACGCAAUCUGUCCUGAACGAGAGUCUCUCUCUUUUCUUUUCCACCAGUAAAACCAGAGACGCUGCUUUAAUCGCGUGUGUCGGCAGUAGACAGACCCUCCUCUUCUUCAAGUCUUCAUCAUGGUGGAUCAGUUUGUUGGGACCUGGACUCUGAUUGCCAGCGAGAACUUUGAUGAAUACAUGAAGGCGAUCGGUGUGGGACUCGCCACCCGGCAAAUGGGCAACUUGGCAAAGCCGAACCUGGUCAUCGGCGUGGACGAGGCCGGGCUCAUUUCGAUGAAGUCCGAAACUACGUUCAAGACCACGGAGUUCAAAUUCAAGCUCAACGAGGAAUGUGACGAGACCACCGCGGACGGCCGCACGACCAAGACCCUCGUCACUCUGAAGGAUGGCAAACUGGUGCAACAGCAGACGUGGGAUGGAAAGACCACCACACUGGAACGAGAGAUCCAAGGUGGAAACAUGAGCGCUAAAUGUGUCAUGGAUGACGUGGUUGCAGUGAGGACCUAUGCAAAAAAAGCGUGAUUAACCCGUUUAGACUGGCCCUUUACUAUAUGCCAAAUGCUCUGAGCUAUUGCCAAUAAAGUCUGAACUCUGACACACUA
Messenger RNA from Gasterosteus aculeatus aculeatus (three-spined stickleback), 636 nucleotides. RefSeq names its product fatty acid binding protein 4b (gene fabp4b). The record is from RefSeq and is a predicted model, not a curated record. Gene Ontology annotation, molecular function: lipid binding. NCBI's taxonomy places the organism in Eukaryota, Metazoa, Chordata, Actinopteri, Perciformes, Gasterosteidae.